Molecule: messenger RNA, 1695 nt
Organism: Drosophila biarmipes
Lineage: Eukaryota; Metazoa; Arthropoda; Insecta; Diptera; Drosophilidae
Product: probable cytochrome P450 6a17
Exons: 3
Coding region: 1-1590 (529 amino acids)
Molecular function (GO): oxidoreductase activity, acting on paired donors, with incorporation or reduction of molecular oxygen; monooxygenase activity; heme binding
Source: RefSeq, a predicted model, not a curated record
AUGUCGAAGGGUCUGAAGUUGAGGUUGGCUCCGACGUGGAAGGAGAUGUCUUUGGCGAAGCAUCAGAUGGAGACGAGGUUGGAUCCGACUUGGACGGAGCUGUAUUUGGGGAAGCGUCAGGGGGCGACGAGGUUGGAUCCGACUUGGAAGGAGCGGUAUUUGGGGAAGCGUCAGGGGGCGACGAGGUUGGAUCCGACUUGGAAGGAGCUGUAUUUGGUGAAGCGUCAGGGGGCGACGAGACGUGCCCAGAUAUUCCAGGACUACUACUUCAAGUACAAAGACUCGGGUCACCCAUUCGCUGGGUUCUUCUUCUUUUUCACCCGGACUGCUGUGGUUACCGACUUGGAAUUGGUCAAGCGGGUGAUGAUCAAGGACUUCAAUCACUUUGAGAACCGCGGCGUCUUCUACAACGAGAUCGAUGAUCCACUUUCGGCCAAUUUGUUCAGCAUUGAUGGACAGAAGUGGCGUCAUUUGAGGCACAAACUCACACCAACCUUUACGUCCGGCAAAAUGAAGAACAUGUUUCCGAUAGUUGUGAAAGUUGGAGGCGAAAUGGAUAAGAUCUUCAGUGCUAAGACUGAAUUGGGCCAAAGUCCAGUUUUGGAGGUCGUUGAUUUGGUGGCACGCUACACCGCUGACGUAAUAGGUCACAGCGCGUUCGGUCUCAAUUGCAAUAGUUUGCACAAUCCCCAGGCAGAAUUUGUGACAAUUGGCAGGCGAGCCAUCACCGAACAUCGCUAUGGCAACAGGCUGGACAUAUUUCUGUUCGGAUUUCCCAAGUUGUCGCGUCGCCUGCGCCUAAAACUGAACAUUCAGGAGGCGGAGGACUUUUACACCAGGAUCGUGAGGGAAACCGUUGACUACCGAUUGAAGACCAAGGAGAAGCGACACGACUUUAUGGACAGUCUGAUAGAGAUGUACAAGAAUGAGCAGUCGGGAAACUCAGAGGAUGGCCUGACCUUCAACGAACUAUUGGCCCAGGCUUUUAUUUUCUUUGUGGCCGGUUUCGAGACGAGCUCUACGACCAUGGGAUUCGCCCUCUACGAACUGGCCCGAAACCAGGAUGUACAGGAUCGCCUCAGGAAGGAGAUUUAUGAUGUUCUGGGUAAGCACAACCACCAGUUCACCUACGAGGGAAUCAAGGAGAUGAAGUACCUGGAGCAGGUUGUGAUGGAAACCCUCCGCAAGUAUCCAGUUUUGGCUCAUCUUACGAGAAUGACCGAGACCGACUUUUCCCCUGAAGAUCCAAAGUACUUUAUUGCCAGGGGCACUGUCGUUGUGAUUCCAGCUCUUGGCAUCCAUUAUGAUCCAGAUAUAUAUCCCGAACCUGAGAAAUUUAUGCCGGAACGCUUCACUGACGAGGAAAUCGCUGCGAGACCUUCGUGCACCUGGCUUCCAUUUGGCGAAGGUCCCCGGAACUGCAUUGGACUUCGAUUCGGGUUGAUGCAAACCUGCGUGGGACUGGCCUACCUGAUCAGAGGCUACAAGUUUAGUGUCGCGCCAGAGACGCAAAUACCUAUGAAGUUUGUCGUGAAAAACAUACUUAUAUCCGCCGAUAAUGGAAUCCAUCUGAAAGUGGAGAAGCUUUAACAAGACUCAGUUAAUAAGAUUAAGUUUUAUAAUGUAAUGCGCAUCCCAGCUGUUUAAAUUAUUAAAUAAAAUGACAAGCUAGGAUUGCUUAAUAGGUGUAAAGCA